Fusarium mangiferae is the source of this 1443-nucleotide messenger RNA. RefSeq lists its product as uncharacterized. Gene Ontology annotation, molecular function: sequence-specific DNA binding; zinc ion binding. The transcript has 4 exons. The record is from RefSeq and is a predicted model, not a curated record. Bases 1 to 1443 code for a protein of 480 amino acids. Gene Ontology annotation, biological process: regulation of DNA-templated transcription. NCBI's taxonomy places the organism in Eukaryota, Fungi, Ascomycota, Sordariomycetes, Hypocreales, Nectriaceae.
AUGGAAGCGGCUGACUCUGGAGCCAGGCAAAGCCGUCACUCUGCAACCAUUUCAGAACACCAGAUACACCACCCACCUCAGCCCGAUCAACCAUACUCCGAUCAUCGCCAUCACCAUUCCUACUCGCAGGAUAUCUUGUUGGACAGGUCGUAUCGAGAACCUUCCGCCAUGGCAACGGCAACCCUCAUCACACCGGCCGCCCACUACCCACCUCAACCUCAACCGCCUUUCUCCAGUUAUUCACAACCCAGCUCUGGUGCCGCCAGUAUCGCCAACAUGAUUUCUGAACCGCGAAAACCAGCCGACGAUCAGGAGCCCUCAAAUCGCCAGUCGCUGCCCUCAAUCUCGGAGGUCAUCCAGGGCACUAAACCUGGAGCUUAUCCUGUUGCACAUGCGCCGGGUCUGCAGUCAGGUUCGAGUUUGCCGUCGCCCUUCGCACCAGCUCCUCGAUCAUUCCCAGAGGCUGAGAAGCGUUCGUCUCCUCAACCUCUCCACCCGACCUCAUCUUUUCCUCGGCAAGAUGGACCUGCCUUUACGGACUCUCCUCGUCCUCAUUUCAACAACCGACCAUCGCUCCCUCCUGUCUCUGACCGUCGCCAGAGUCCUUCAGCCAAAGCUGAUCUACCUCCACACCACCACCACCAUCCCGAGCAGAAGCUUCCUGAACCUCACCACCCACUCAAUGGUGCCUACGCUCAUCCUCAUCCUCCUCCUCCUCCUGCUCCUGCUCCUGUCGCAUAUCAGCCUGGCCAGCUGCCUCCAGGCCAAAUGCCCCUGCCUGCGUAUCCUAUUUCCCCUAGACACGGAAUGCCACCACAUAUUCCCGGAUCUUACGAUCCCAGGGCGCCUCCCCACAUGGACGACCCUGAAUAUGCCCGAGCCAGAUACGAGGCUACAGUUGACAGGCACUACGAAAGCUGGAACUAUCAAGACUCGUUGAGUCGAAUCGGCACCUCGUCUCGUACGAUUUUUAAUUUUGCCGAAGCUUACAGCAGAAUCGCCCAAGAACAGCACGGAGCUCACCCAAUCCCAGCUCGACUGCCUACCGAACGAGAAGUUAGCGAUAUGCUCAGCAAUAUCGAACUUGUCAAGAGAUCACUGGAGCAAGUGCGUGACUUGGUGCAAACUUCGAUCCAGAACGAACGAGCCCGAGAAGGAUCCAAGAUGAAGGGGCCUUAUGAGGAAGAGCACGACGUGAACAUGUACGGCGAUGGAAUGAAGCCAGCAUAUGGCAUGACGGAAGUUAAAAAGCGUCGAGGUCGUGCUGCUCCUCCUGGACGAUGCCACAGUUGCAAUCGAAUCGACACCCCUGAAUGGCGACGUGGACCUGAUGGAGCCCGGACUCUCUGCAACGCCUGCGGGUUGCAUUACGCCAAACUGGAAAGAAAACGCCAACUCGAGCAGAGGUCGAUUCGUCCUAAAGAUGAGGCUCAUCGACAAUGA